Messenger RNA from Cuscuta campestris, 921 nucleotides. The record is from the annotation of a GenBank genome assembly. Lineage: Eukaryota; Viridiplantae; Streptophyta; Magnoliopsida; Solanales; Convolvulaceae.
AUGCUGGAUGAAAGAUUCCACAAAAUCUUGAAUGAUCUUGCAUCACUUAACCACGUUCUUUCUCCCAAAGAAAAGAAUGUAAGGUUGCUGAGAUCUCUUCCAACUGAGUGGUACACCAAAGCCACAGCCAUGGAAGAAGGAAGAAAUCUGGAGAACUACACUGUCCAAGGGACAUGCCCAAGGAACUGUGACACACCCUCCUCCAGUCAGCCGUCAAGUUCAAAAAUGGAGAACUACGAUGAGGAAUUUGCCAUGAUGGUCAAGAAAUUCCGGAAGUUCAAAAAGAAGCCUGGCCACUGGAAGUCAGCGUGCCCGUACCCAAAAGUGGAGAAGUACGGAGAAAGAGAAAGGAACGAGAAGAAAAAGAAGGCAAUGGUUGCUGCUGAAAGUGACGAGUCAUCCAGCUCAAGCUCGGAUGAAGAAGCUCUCGUUUGCAUGGAGCGCAACGUUGAAAAGUCCAACCAUGAGGAUAGGUGGACUAUGUCAGAAGAUGACACUCUCUGCCUAAUGGCCAAAGAUGAUGCUGAUCAAGAGUUCAAAAAGAUGAUGAAAGACUUUGAGGAGAUAAAUCUCAAACAUUCUUCCUUAACAGAGGAGAACAAACUAUUGAGUGAAGAGAAUCUCAAGUUGACUGAAGGUCGGAAAAGUCAACUGAAUGAGAUCACUCAACUCAAGACUGAAAAUGAAUCUCUCUCUGAAAAGGUGAAAUCCCUUAACAAAGAGCUAGGGAUACUCAAGUCCCAAGAAGCAGUGAACAAGCUGCUUGAAACGACCAAACAUAAGGGUCGCAAAGCACUUGGGUUUGACCCCUCUAGUUCUAAAAGGAAAGGGAAGACAACUUUCAUCCCUCCUAAACCUACUGCUAAACCAAAUAAGCAGAAAGGGAAGGAAAAGGAAAAACCAACAGAAGUUCCCAAAAAG